GGAUGUUGUGUAAUUUGGGUGAAAGAGGAGGAAGAGGAGGAGGCAGAUUUAUUUGACAGAUCGGAGAAGACCCGGACAGGAGUUAGCAGCCAUGGAGCUGGUCGUUCUGUCAGGAGGAGUUCUGGUCGUUCCUGUCCUCGCCUUCAUCACCUCUUUCCUGUUCUGGCCCGGAGCGCUGUUAAAGAUCUACAACUGGUACUGGCGUUGCAGGCUCGGCCUGGUGGUCCGAUACUCUCACAGCGGGAGUUAUCGCUUCUGCUAUUCCAGCCGAGGGAAGCGGGGCGCCACGCCAUCUGUGCUGCUGCUGCACGGCUUCUCUGCCACCAAAGACAUGUGGCUGCCCAUCAUCAAGUAUCUCCCCAAAGGUCAGCACGUGGUGUGUGUGGACAUGCCAGGUCAUGAGGGGACGACCCGGACCGGAGUGGAGGACUACAGCAUCACGGGCCAGGUCGGCCGAAUACAGCAGUUUGUGAAGAGCAUCAGUCUCGAUAAAAGACCAUUCCACUUGGUAGGGACGUCGAUGGGCGGGAACGUCGCCGGCGUCGCUGCUGCUCAUCACCCCUCUCACCUGUGCAGCGUCACCUUGAUCUGCCCGGCAGGUCUGGUUUAUCCCACAGAGACUCCAUUCAUCAGCCGUCUGAGGGAGCUGGAGAAGAGUGAGAAGGAGGAGUCAAUCCCUCUCAUCCCAUCGACUCCUCAGGAGCUGGAGGACAUGCUGAGACUCUGCUGCUACACGCCCAUCAACCUCCCCCGACAGGUCCUGCGAGGUCUUCUCGACAACAGGAUCCCCAACAAUGGUUUCUAUAAAGAAGUGUUCAUGGAGAUCGUCGGGGAGAAGUCUCGUCACUCUCUGCAGGACAACUUGCAUCUGAUCAAAACACCCAUGCAGGUCAUCUGGGAGGAGGAUCAGGUGGUGCACUCGUCCGGUGCGACGGUCCUGCAGGCGGCGCUGCCUCACUGUCAGGUGGAGGUGUUGGAGAACUGUGGUCACUCUGUGGCGUUGGAGCGGCCCAGGAAGGCCGCAAACCUCAUCAUGGACUUCCUGUCUGCAGGAGAAGUCAACGAUGACGACGCCAAGAAACUGUCCUGAAGUUGACUCUUGAACUUUCAUGUUGACCCCUGACUUCGGGGUGAAGACGCCGGAAUGAAGACGAGGGGGGAAGUGAUGAAGAAAAUGAAGUAGAUUGAGAUGAUCUAUUUUCUAGUUUGAUAAAAGAGUUUUCUAUCCUGGCAUGAACUUCUGUGAAAAUUGAAAUCAAUGUACAAACAGGGGCUGACUGUCAGACGUUCCUUCACACACACACUCAGACACACAAAUGCUCAGAGCCACGAGAAACACACGCACACACACACAUCACGUAGGAGCCUGUUUAUCAAUUCAAUCUCUGUUUUAGAUGUUGAUGUCAUAUGAAACCAUUCCAUGUUGGGAUUUUGCACAUUUCUCUUUAAGAAAAACUGUAUUUUGAUCUCUUAUUUUGUGUUCAUGAGGGGUGUGUUUGUGAGUCAAACAUCCGUCUUUGAUUUGAUAUAUUUAACUUCAUAAACAUUCAGAUUUAUUUAAGGUCUGUGAGGUAAUUCUAUGAUUCCAGCACCAGAACAAAGAGUCUCUAUACUUGGACUGACGAAAUAAAUCUUAUAUUUCAAAAA
Molecule: messenger RNA, 1647 nt
Organism: Notolabrus celidotus (New Zealand spotty)
Lineage: Eukaryota; Metazoa; Chordata; Actinopteri; Labriformes; Labridae
Product: monoacylglycerol lipase abhd6-B-like
Source: RefSeq, a predicted model, not a curated record